This is a messenger RNA of Trichosporon asahii var. asahii CBS 2479, 1239 nucleotides long. RefSeq lists its product as uncharacterized. NCBI's taxonomy places the organism in Eukaryota, Fungi, Basidiomycota, Tremellomycetes, Trichosporonales, Trichosporonaceae. Bases 1 to 1239 code for a protein of 412 amino acids. The transcript is spliced from 2 exons. The record is from RefSeq and is a predicted model, not a curated record.
AUGGAUCUGAAGAUUAGCAUAGAGGCGCUGGCCGAAAAGGAGAUGGAGGAACGGAAGACAAUGCUAGACAAGACCGUCGCCCAAAGUAUCAGCGACUUCGAAGCCUCGGAGGAAUUCCGCUUGCUCAGUUCAGACCUCAUGCAAGAACGCCUGCUUCACCUUUGCCGGGAACAGAUGGCGGCCGCUGCUGCACUCAACCAUCCUACGCCUUCUGAGGAACAGAAGAUCAUCGACCAGCUAACCUUCCGGAACGCACAAACCCUAUCUGAUGCGGGGGAGGAUCUCAGCGACCCUUUCGUCCCUGCCAUCGCCAAGCUUGGGGCCAUGACCACCUUCUGGGCACUGCGAAGCAGUGGUGUGCUUGGGACACGAGUGGGGUAUAGCGGCCUCUCUUGCUAUUUGAAUGGGGAGACUCUCGAGCGCCAGGCCACGGUCUACUUUCUCGCCACGCAGGCUGGCAUGGUCACAACUAUAGGCCAGGAUGGUCUGCCCUACUUCGACACCCUCGACGUGCAUUACAAGAACGCGCAGCAGACGCUCAAAGCGCUUGACAUCAAGCACAAGGAUCCCUGCUGGGUGUCCAUGGAUGCGUUAUACCCCACGUCCGCGGAGCGACUCACUCUGAUCAUCCUGGCUGCUCUCGGCGGCACGAGUUGUGAUCACUGGACACCAUAUCAGCAACUGAUGGGUUGCUUCGGGGCGAGCCUCGUCGCCGAAUUCUUCGAGAGUGUUCUCAAUCCUUGGGAGCCGUCUAGGUCCACUUCACCCCCAGUCAUCACUCCAGUUACAGAGAGUAUGCAGGUUGCUGAGGACUAUCUGACUCAGCUGGCUUCCAGUCAGGAGGAGGCGCCCCUCCAUGCCCUGCACGACGCACGAGGCGAGUCCCAGCAAGCUUCGCAGGCUUCUGACUGCGACAAGCCUACUCUCUUCUGUACCACCGGUAAUGAUCACACUGCUAGCCACCGCCGUUGGAUUCCCAAGGGUUUGUUCGACACGGUCGCAAGCUGGUACAGCACCCUCAUGGGUCUCCCUUCUUCAGAGGCCGCUGAGUUCCUUCGCUCAGACAUCCCUAACCCGCUUCCCUCAUUGGUGACCGACGACCACAACGACCCAAUCGAUGUUGCUGCGCAACGCGAGGCUCUCUUCAAACGAACCCUCGACGCUGCUCUCGCCCAUGCAUCGGCCACCGAGCAGGAAGAACUACUCGCCGCCUUCGCCGAGUUCAAGAACAUUAAUUGA